Molecule: messenger RNA, 1465 nt
Organism: Pseudogymnoascus verrucosus
Lineage: Eukaryota; Fungi; Ascomycota; Leotiomycetes; Thelebolales; Thelebolaceae
Exons: 3
Coding region: 249-1316 (355 amino acids)
Molecular function (GO): oxidoreductase activity
Source: RefSeq, a predicted model, not a curated record
CCCGUAACCAGCCGACUGUAUAGAAAUUUAUGUGGAGAUUCUUGCUUGGUUUGUUAAGUUCUGUGUAGGAACAUGUUUGUGAAUCUCUUUCCUUGACCUCGUCGCAGAAGCAUACUACCAAAAAGGCUGCUCUUCUUACACUUUUCGCCCCUUCUUUUAAUCCCAUUGCCACAUAUUUUCUGCUUAGCUUCUCUGGUUUCUGUAUUUCCAUUGUUGAAAUUAACUAUUUGUCUAAUAAGCCAUUCAUCAUGCCUAAAGCAAUAGUAAUGGAUGAGCAGCCUGGGAAACCAGGAAAAGUCUACUGGCCGCUCAAAUCCAUCACCGUCCCCCUUCCAACCCCCGGACCCAACGAGGUAGUUGUUCGCAUACUCUGCGCAGCUCUUAACCACCGUGACCUUUUCGCGCGGCAAAAGCUCUACCGCGGUGCAGCAGGAAACAUCCCCAUCCUCGCAGAUGGCUGCGGCAUCGUCGUGUCAGCCGGCUCAUCCGACAAUGAGAAAAAGUGGCAAGGGAAACGAGUGCUAAUUGCACCGGCGAGAGGGUGGAACGCUGAUCUUAGGGGCCCAGAGAGGGAAUUUGCGAUUCUGGGGGGCACGAAGCAGUAUCCUGAUGGUACUUGCCAAGAAUUCAUCUGUGUCCCCUCUUCCCAGGUCCUCGCCUGCCCACCGCAUCUGUCCGAUGCCGAAGCAGCUGCCAUUCCUCUCGCAGCUCUAACUGCCUGGCGUGCAACAAUGGUGAAGGCUGUUGUUUCUUCAGGGCAACGCGUGCUCGUCACUGGCAUUGGUGGAGGCGUCGCGUUAUUUGCUUUGCAAUUUGCCGUUGCUGCUGGGGCAGAGGUGUGGGUUACGAGUGGCUCCGCAGAGAAGGUUGCCAGGGCCGUUGAGUUGGGGGCGAAGGGAGGAGUGAGUUAUAAAGAGAAGGACUGGGCACAGAAGUUGUUAAAGCAUACGAGUAAGGGGGGGAAAAGUGGGCUGUUCGAUGCGGUAAUUGAUGGCGCAGGCGGAGAUGUGAUCACAGCGGCAGUCGUUUUGCUGCGAACCGGGGGGAUUGUGGCGAGUUAUGGAAUGACUGUGGGUCCAAAGGUGGUUUUUCCUAUGCCGGCGGUGAUGAAGAAUAUUGAGAUGCGUGGCUCCACAAUGGGCUCACUCGCCGAACUGGCCGAUGCCGUACGCUAUAUUUCUUCGAAACGUAUCGUACCCGUGGUUGAUUCUGUGCACUCGCUACCUAACAUCGAGGAUGCGUUUGAUGUUAUGAAAGUGGGCAGGAAUUUUGGGAAGAUUGUGGUGAGGGUGCAGCAGGAAAGCGCAAAAAUCUGAUGCGAAUUGAUAGAUUGUGAGAUAUUGUCUCAGAGGGCGGAUGGCCCACAGGACAGCAUAGGGAAGAUCAAAGAAGCGAUACAAGGCUUAAUUAGUAGGAGUCGACUUUCCAGUAGCUAGUCAUUUGCUAUCCAUUUUAUAUACUGCCA